This is a messenger RNA of Acanthoscelides obtectus, 711 nucleotides long. Lineage: Eukaryota; Metazoa; Arthropoda; Insecta; Coleoptera; Chrysomelidae. The record is from the annotation of a GenBank genome assembly.
AUGUCGGUGCCAUCCUCAAUGGUGCACCGAUCCGUGAACGGCCUGGUGGUACGCAGCCUAUUCGACCCUCCACCGCUGCAAUCAUCUCCGCAGCAUCUUGCCAGCACAUCUGCCGGAGUGUGUGACGUGGAAAGCGUCGCGACGACCACGUCCGACGGCGAUGCCGACGAGGACGACGCCGCGGCAGCGUCGCCAGCCGCCGGGCUGCCCGACUGCAAAGUCAAGAGGAACUACACGUGCAGCGCCUGUGACUUCUUCACGCAGAACCCCAGACAGUACCUCUACCAUCUACGCGACAGCCACAAUGAGAAGGUGAAGAUCUACGAGUGUCCUAGUUGCUUGUAUGCCAGCAGACACUUCCAGAAGCUGCUCAGGCACAACAAGAUGGUCCACGGGUCCAGCGAGGCUCUGGAGAAAGCGCGAAGGAGACCACCUCAACAGGACAUGGAGCAACCCGAAGACUCAGAAGAUGGCGGCGAGGACCAUCCCAUGGACCCCAACGCCCCAUCGCCGGCAGUAUUCAAAUGUUCCGUAUGCGACUUCACCACCAAAUAUCAAGCCACCUUGGCCAAGCACGAGAGCGAACAGCACUUCAAAACCAAGUUCUUCAGGUGCGGCAAAUGCACAUACGUCACGCAUAUCAAAGCACGGUACACCAAACACGUGAAGUACCAUUCCAUGCCUAUGAUCAAGUGCGACAUCAAAGUUUGA